CAGCUUGGUUUUGACAUUCUGUACUCUUUCUUUAUUAUAAACAUCUUUGUCAUCUUAGUCAAAUUAAAGGAUUGCCGUUUCGAUUCUGAAGAUCUUAGUUUUCUAGGGUUUUUUAAGCUAAAAUAUUCAGUACCCCAAGCUUGCAUACCAUUCUUUUUCAUAGUAAAGCUGCAAUAAUAGGUUCCUAAAAUACAAUUCUGGGUUUUUCCUUUGUAAUCAAUUGGAUCACCAUGAUGGGAGGACAAUCUAGCAAGAAGAAAGGUAGUGAUGCAACACCACCAGCCCUCCAAAUGAACAUUGAUUCUCAAUUCUCAGCCGAUCUUAGCUCAUAUGAGGCCGCUUGUACACUUGAUCCGGACUUGCAAUCCUUUGAUAAUAUUAUUCAUGAACGUAUCAGCCGUGUUAGGAGCUCACUUUCUACCGGUGUUGAGGAUUGGGUUGAUGAGGAAAGGUAUGUCAAGACGUUGGAGGAGCUAAAGAAGUUUAAGGAAGCUGGGAAUCCAUUCACAGAGGAGUUCUUUACAUUGUUUCAGUUGGUGUAUAAGCAGCAGUUGUCUAUGUUGCAGAAAUUGCAGAGAAGAAAAAGAAAGCUUGAUAAGAAACUGAAAUCCAUGACAACAUGGAGGAUGGUGGUGGUGGAUUUGGAGGUUUUAGCAGCCAACAAGGAUCAGCUUUUGGUGGGGUUGCUGGAGGAACUGGAAAUAGAUUUGGCUGUGUUUUUUGAGCAGCAGAAAGUGCAUUUAGUUAGAAAGGGUUGGCAGUAUCCAUGGAAUCUUUAGAGUAGGAACUGAAAGUGUAUUUAGUUUGAGACAAAAUUGGCUUGUUUUGGUAGGUUGUUAUUUUGGGGAUUGCUAGAACUGUUGGAACUAUCAUUUUCCAGAUUUCUUGAUUGUAUUUAC
This is a messenger RNA of Pistacia vera, 899 nucleotides long. RefSeq names its product UPF0496 protein At2g18630-like. The transcript is spliced from 3 exons. Lineage: Eukaryota; Viridiplantae; Streptophyta; Magnoliopsida; Sapindales; Anacardiaceae. The record is from RefSeq and is a predicted model, not a curated record. Bases 231 to 779 code for a protein of 182 amino acids.